This is a messenger RNA of Protopolystoma xenopodis, 519 nucleotides long. NCBI's taxonomy places the organism in Eukaryota, Metazoa, Platyhelminthes, Monogenea, Polystomatidea, Polystomatidae. The record is from the annotation of a GenBank genome assembly.
AUGAUAGGUUUUUUGAUGGACGAUAGUAUCAUUGGCAUGUUAUCUUUAAAUUUCAUCUGUGAAACUACCUUUCCUGCUACGACUGCCUUUCCUACUACAGUUGCACCUCCGGUUCCCUUUCCAAACUUGACGCAUCAGGCCAUGUCAAUGCCGGUUCAACAAAAAGAAGGAACCAAAGAAUUUAUUCUAACCGGUGAGCUGUCCCACUUGUGCCCAUUUAAUGGUCCUGUUCGGAGGCGUCCUGAAGGAUGCAACCUUUUUAUUUAUCAUCUUCCCCAAGAAUUUGGCGAUCAGGAGCUCGCACAAAUGUUCAUGCCAUUCGGGACUGUUAUAAGCGCUAAAGUUUAUGUUGACCGUGCAACGAAUCAGAGCAAAUGUUUUGGCUUUGUCAGCUUUGACAAUCAAUCCAGCGCUCAGAGUGCCAUCCAGGCAAUGAACGGUUUUCAGAUUGGCAUGAAACGCCUGAAAGUGCAGCUUAAACGACCUAAAGGUCUAACAGGGGGCUCGCAAGCUCCCUAG